Molecule: messenger RNA, 2671 nt
Organism: Physcomitrium patens
Lineage: Eukaryota; Viridiplantae; Streptophyta; Bryopsida; Funariales; Funariaceae
Source: RefSeq, a predicted model, not a curated record
UUUUGGCAAUCUAGACACUCGGGUUGAGUUUUAGGAUUUGGAAUUGCAUUAUCAUGGCUACGGUGGUUCCGAAUUUUCUCCCAAGUUUGCAUGUAUCGUGCCAAUGCGGACCACUUUUCGGAGUCCCCUAAUUUUUCUGGUGUGGUGCAAGAUUAGGGGAGUGAGCAGUGCACGUCGGAUUGUGCAGUGCCACUUGUUAAGUCGGUUUGCUUUUUCUAAGGCUGGCUUUUUGUCACCUCUUUGUAGAUCGUGCGCACCCCUCUUUGUGUUACUACUUCGGUUUGAGAAGGUGGCUCACUCCUCCUCACCGUGUGCCUUCACAUCUCAGGCUGUGUGGAGAUUGUGCGAAUCGAGUACACUUACUACGUUUUAGCCGUCGGUUUGGCUUUCGUGAGCUUGGAGCAUUUGAAUGAGCCAUCUGGGCGAGACUAUGAGACAAAGUUCGCAUUCUCGCUGAUACCAUAAAGUCUUAGGAGUGCGCAGAGGAUCGCCUGACUCUUUCGAGUUCUGACUUCAAAAUGUAUCGUCACCACUCUCCGCGCUACCAAGGGGCGAAGGGCUUGAAAGUAAAGCAUGUUCUACAGAUCGCCAUACUUACAGUUAUAUUGACCUGGGUGGUGUAUGAGCUGAGCCGCAUCCAGAAAUCCUCACCUUCCGAUGGGCAGGACAGAUCAUCCUUACAGGCUACGAUUCCAGAGCCACUUUCAGGGCGGAAGGUGCUAAAACCAAGAGACAAACCUGGGAAGUUAGACUGGGAGCUUGAGAUAGAUGACACAACGACGAAGUCUUCAUCUGAAGAGAAUUUAGUUUGGUCCAAAUCUGGGGAGGAUCCCGCGAUCAAAGAGCAGGCCUUGUAUGGAAUGGAUAUAGGUCAAACCACUGACAAAGAUGAAAAGAGCCUCGAGGAGGAAGCACAAGCGAACGACGAUGCAGAUGGGCGUCGUGAUGUGGGAACAGAUUUUGCAGACACCAAGAAUAAGGAAAGCUUGGCUGGUGACGAGGACAAGAAAGGGGAGGAAACUGAGGAGGUCACAUAUAUGGAAGCGUAUAAUGCUGACUCUGGUCUCAAAGCCAAGCUUGAUAAACAGGAUGAAGUUGAAGCUGAUGACACUUCACGAAGUCGUUUGAAGGAGAGGGAUAACCCUGCAACAGGCAACUUGAAGGAAGACGACGGAAUCUCUGACCAGGAAGUUACAGAGAGCAACGUGAGCACUCAAGAUGAAGUGGAGGAUGAACAAGUGGAUCCAAAUGCUCAAUUUAAAGAGCACCCUGAGUUGAAUGUAGACAACUUGGAGGAGAAUAAGGGCUCUCUAGAAGUUGAAGCCAAGGAACAAAGAUUGAAGAAGAUGGUUGAUACGCAAACACAAGGAGAACAUUUUCGCUAUGAACCGACGGAAGAAAACAUUUUGACUCAGAAGCAAGGUGAAGAAGAGAAGGCAGAAGAGAAAAUCGAUGCACAGUUGGACCAGCAGAACGGCACUUUGCCUCGGUCCGAAGAGCAAAAUGUAUCAAAGAAUGAGGCCGAGGUCAAAAUUCAUACACUUUCUCAAGAACAAGAGAAAAUACAGGAGACCUUAGAUUUAAAUGACACUGUGUCUGGAACUCAGAAGUACGUAGCAGUAAAAGACGAAGAGGAUUUGGAGAAGGCUGAUGCUACCCAAACCCUGAAGGAGCCUCAGAAGGCUGCUAAUGGAAGUGACAGUUCAACUCUAGUGUCUGAGGAUGAGAGCAACAAGUAUGUGCAACCGAAAGAAGAUGAUGCUGACCAAAUGGAUACGAGUGAUAAUCAGGAUCAGGUGGCAGAUGCAGAGAGGCUUCAAACCUCCCAAUUGAAGCAUACAGCAAAUGAAAAGGAGGAGGCACAAGAUCAGGAUAAUGAAGAAAAGGAAAAUGAUAAGGUUGAGGACCUUGAGUUACAAACAACUACUGAGCAGAAGAGUGAUAGCUCUCUAGAAACCAAGCAAGCAGAGCAACAAGAGCCAGAGUUGGAAACUGAUAGCAAAAAUGCUGAAGAUUCAAGUGAUUCUUCUAGCGAAGAGGUGAAGCGUAGGGAAAAACAUGACAGUGCAGUGACCGCAAAUAUGGAUGCGUCUACAGUGGAGGAAUCUAAGAUAGAAGAUGAAGUUUCCAAGAACGAGAUAUUGAACCAAGUGACUGAAAGUAAUACAGCCGGAAGUGGGGAUUUCACCAAGGAAUCUAACGUCUGAUCAAAGGGACACUAAUGCACAAGCAGUAGAAGCUUAAAAUUAAGUCUCCUUACAAUCGAGCAACCUGUUUUGGAGAAAGACCGCAAGACCUAGGAGGAAUGAUGAGUAUUUUAAUGAUGAUUAUGAAGCAUUUCAGACACGGUUUAGAAGUCUAUAGAACAGAAACAGAGAAUUAGGGAGACUCAAUCACACAAAGAUACAGCGCAGCAUUGAUUUUCUGCAGUUCAAAUUGCAGCUGAAAGCUCCAGUUUAUAUCACAGGUUAAGUUGGAUUCCUCUAUUCAUUUUCCAGCAAGGCGUCAAUCCUCAUCUACUUCAACAGUCUGUUCUUACGAGGUGAUGCUCAUUGCUUCCACAUUUUCUAUAGAUUUCUUAGGCUUGAUCCCUGAGUUUAUGAACUCAUACUUCUAGCUCAAUUUUUUUUCAUCAAUCAAUGCUUCCGCAAAUAAUUAGUUUACUGCCCAA